Molecule: messenger RNA, 1638 nt
Organism: Ascochyta rabiei
Lineage: Eukaryota; Fungi; Ascomycota; Dothideomycetes; Pleosporales; Didymellaceae
Product: Carboxypeptidase D
Exons: 3
Coding region: 1-1638 (545 amino acids)
Biological process (GO): proteolysis
Molecular function (GO): serine-type carboxypeptidase activity
Source: RefSeq, a predicted model, not a curated record
AUGCAGCUCAUCACCUCCCUUCUGGCCAUUGGAGGCCUUGCGACCAACGUUGCUGCUCGUAACCCUGCGAGGUCUGUUGGCAAGAAGUUUGAUCUUCCCAGGCCGCAGCUUGCUCGCUCUGCGCACAAUGUCCAGCACGUCAAGCGCCAGUACGCCGUGAACGAGACUACACCCAUCAUCACAGCUCCCUCUGCUAAAAAGUUCGCCGUCAACGGUACCGCGGGUGCCAUCCCGGACGUUAACUUCGACAUUGGCGAAUCGUACGCUGGUCUGUUGCCGAUAAGCGACAAGCAAAACGAAACCUCCGAGCUGUACUUCUGGUUCUUCCCUUCGACAAACCCGGAUGCUAGUGAUGAGGUCACAAUCUGGCUCAAUGGUGGCCCAGGUUGCUCGUCCCUCGAGGGUUUCCUGCAGGAAAACGGACCUAUCAGCUGGCAGUACGGCAGCGGCCCUCGCGCAGUCUACAACCCUUGGAACUGGGCAAAUCUUACCAACAUGAUCUGGGUUGAGCAACCAGUUGGCACUGGCUUUACUCAGGGUACGCCAACGGCAACCAGCCAGGAAGAGUCUGCUGCACAAUUCCUCGGCUUCUGGAAGAAUUUCAUGGAGACCUUUGGCCUGAAAGGAAAGAAGGUCUACAUUGCAGGUGAAUCUUACGCGGGACGAUACGUGCCAUAUAUUGCAGAUGCCAUGCUGAACGAGAACAACACCGACUACUACAACGUCAAGGCCGCCUUGAUCUACGACCCCAGUGUGGCCGUGGACACCCUGCUUGAGGACAUCCCAGCCGUCCCCUUUGUCGAUCGCUGGUCUGGCCUCUUCAACUUGAACGAGUCUUUUACCAAGGAUAUCCACGAGCGUGCCGACAAGUGUGGAUACACUGAGUACAUGGAGAAGUACCUGACUUUCCCGCCUGUUAGCAAGCUCCCCACGCCUUCUCACAACGCUUCUGAGCCUGAAUGCGCUAUCUGGAACGACGUUUACAACGCUGUUAUGUUGACCAACCCUUGCUUCGACGUUUACGCUGUUGCCACUACCUGUCCUCUGCUCUGGGACGUACUCGGCUUCCCCGGCUCCUUCGACUACCUGCCCCCUGGCGAGGACACUGUCUACUUCAACCGCACCGCUGUGCAGAAGGCUAUCAACGCGCCCAUCCAAGAGUGGAACGAGUGCUCCAAUGGCGUCCUCGACACCGACACUUCGCCUCAGUCGAGCUGGGAAGUCAUCCCUCGUAUCACUGAGAAGCUCGAUCGCUUCGUCAUUGUCCACGGCGAGCUCGACUUCAUCCUGCUCUACAACGGUACCCUUAUGACUAUUCAGAACAUGACCUGGGGCGGUCUGCAGGGUUUCCAGGAGGCCCCCAAGGAUGCGUUCUUCGUGCCUUACCAUGAGGACAUGAGCCUGACGAGCUUGAGCGCCAAGGGCGUUAUGGGAACCACACACACUGAGCGCAAGCUCACUUGGGUCAGCCAGGCUCUGUCUGGUCACAUGGUUCCUCAGUACCAGCCCAGCAGUGCGUACAGGCAGGCUGAGUUCCUGCUCGGUCGCAUCGACAGCUUGACCUCGACCGAGCCGUUCACUACGCUCAGGGGCAACUCGACUGCGAAGAGGGAUCUUGGUGUUAUGCGCAGCUACUAG